AGGAUUGGAACGUCUAUUAACAUCUGACCACUGCCAACCCACCCACAUCGACCACGUAUCUGGACUCCAGAGAGGAAGCAGGUCUUAGGGUGUACCAUGAUUUCAUUGCUCUUAGUACUAGCCCUUGGCACCUGCCUUACCAACUCCUUAGUUCCAGAAAAAGAGAAAGACCCCAAUUACUGGCGAGUCCAAGCUCAGCAGACCCUGAAAAAUGCCCUGGAACUUCAGAAUCUCAACACCAACGUGGCUAAGAAUGUCAUCAUGUUCUUGGGAGAUGGGAUGGGCGUUUCCACAGUGACAGCUGCCCGAAUCCUCAAGGGUCAGCUCCACCACAAGCUGGGGGAGGAGACCAGGCUGGAGAUGGAUAAGUUCCCCUUCGUGGCUCUUUCCAAGACAUACAACACCAACGCUCAGGUCCCCGACAGUGCAGGCACUGCCACGGCGUAUCUGUGUGGGGUAAAGGCCAAUGAGGGCACUGUGGGGGUGAGCGCAGCGACCGAGCGCUCCCAAUGCAACACCACUCAGGGAAACGAGGUCACCUCCAUCCUGCGCUGGGCCAAGGACGCUGGCAAGUCUGUGGGCGUCGUGACCACCACCCGAGUGAACCAUGCUACACCCAGUGCAACCUACGCCCACUCUGCCGACCGAGACUGGUACUCUGACAACGAGAUGCCCCCAGAGGCCCUGAGUCAGGGCUGCAAGGAUAUUGCCUACCAGCUCAUGCAUAACAUCAAGGAUAUUGAGGUGAUCAUGGGAGGCGGCCGGAAGUACAUGUUCCCCAAGAACAGAACUGAUGUGGAGUAUGAGAUGGACGAGAAGGCCCGGGGCACGAGGCUAGACGGCCUGAACCUCAUCGACACCUGGAAGAGCUUCAAACCAAGGCACAAGCAUGCCCACUACGUCUGGAAUCGCACUGAACUCAUGAGCCUCGACCUCCGUGCUGUGGACUACCUCUUGGGUCUCUUUGAGCCAGGGGACAUGCAGUAUGAGCUGAACAGGAACAAUGUGACUGACCCGUCACUCUCGGAAAUGGUGGAGGUGGCCAUCAAGAUCCUGAAGAAGAACCCCAAAGGCUUUUUCUUGCUGGUGGAAGGAGGUAGGAUUGACCAUGGGCACCAUGAAGGCAAAGCCAAGCAGGCGCUGCAUGAGGCAGUGGAGAUGGACCAGGCCAUCGGCCAGGCGGGCACCAUGACCUCGCUAGAAGACACACUGACUGUAGUCACUGCUGAUCACUCCCAUGUCUUCACCUUCGGUGGCUACACCCCCCGUGGCAACUCCAUUUUUGGUCUGGCCCCCAUGCUGAGUGACACAGACAAGAAGCCCUUCACUUCUAUCCUGUAUGGCAACGGGCCUGGCUACAAAGUGGUGGCUGGUGAACGGGAGAACGUCUCCAUGGUGGACUAUGCUCACAACAACUACCAGGCUCAGUCGGCUGUGCCCCUACGCCAUGAGACGCACGGCGGGGAGGAUGUAGCAGUCUUCGCCAAAGGCCCCAUGGCACACCUGCUCCACGGCGUCCAUGAGCAGAACUACAUUCCCCACGUGAUGGCUUACGCAGCCUGCAUCGGUGCCAACCGCGACCACUGUGCCUUGGACAGCUCAGCGGGCAGCCCCUCUCCAGGUUCCCUGCUGCUCUUGCUGGCCCUGCUCCCUGUGAGCAUCCUGUUCUGAGGGCCCAAGGCCUGGGCACACAUCAGCCCAUGACAGAUGGCCAGCCUCCCUCUCCCAGCACUGCCCUCCUGCCUGGCAGCCCGCACCUCAAGGGGUGGAAGGCAGAAUCUUAUGCAGCCUCCACAGCUGCCAUAAAGGGGACCCAGGAAACCAAAGCCUGCCGCCUGCCUGGCUCCUCUCUGGAAUCCUCCACCAGGGCCAGACCAACUCCUGGUCCCCGGCCUCCUCUCCCUCCCCACUGCUCCUUUGGCCAACAGGGUAGGUUUCUCUCUGGCAGCCAGAGAGCACAGACUGCAGGAUUCUCAAAGCAUCUUUUUUUUCUAGCAAACAUACUUCCCCAGACCCGGAGGCCCUGGAGCCUCCAUGGAACAUUCUGGAUCUGA
Chrysochloris asiatica (Cape golden mole) is the source of this 2054-nucleotide messenger RNA. RefSeq names its product alkaline phosphatase, liver/bone/kidney (gene ALPL). Gene Ontology annotation, biological process: dephosphorylation. Gene Ontology annotation, molecular function: alkaline phosphatase activity. Gene Ontology annotation, cellular component: plasma membrane. NCBI's taxonomy places the organism in Eukaryota, Metazoa, Chordata, Mammalia, Afrosoricida, Chrysochloridae. The transcript has 11 exons. Bases 97 to 1671 code for a protein of 524 amino acids. The record is from RefSeq and is a predicted model, not a curated record.